AUGGGCUCCAUGGAUGGAUCAGUAUUGGACAAACACCUUACUUCGGCAAAAAUCAUCGAUAACUCGGCGAAAAUGGUCGAUCUUAACUCGGCGAAGGAUGUGGUCGAUCCCAACGCGCAGAAGAUGGUCGACGUAGUAGGCCCGAUGCUUGAGAAACGUUUUGGUUGCAUUGUCAUUGCACUAGUCAGAGUCAUCGGAGGUCAGCUCAUAUCAGGGGUCGCUAGAGCCGGCAUUGAUGUCGCCAAAGCCCACCUUGAACCCGAAUCAAGCAAGUACAAAGAUUUUGACGAAGCCCGUAGAGCUUUCACGCCGGAAAUGGCAAAAGACUUUUAUGAAAAGAGAGAGGGCGGCGUCAUAGGAGUCGUCUGCUUCAACGGUGGCUACACUUGGAAGUCCACUUCGCAGGCCCUGCGAGAAUCAACUUCAAGUGGGAUGUUUACCACACGGAUUAUGACUGUUUCGAGAUGUGGGCGGGCGCCUUUGUUCACAAUGAUGGCGACGGGGGGUGCGAGAAUAUUGCCUACUACGGCAUCUUUCAGGCCAUCAAUGGCGGUCAUCAAUGCUAGAAAUCUUACUGCGAGGAUGCUUUUGGUGGUUGGGCAAGGGCGUUAG
Molecule: messenger RNA, 612 nt
Organism: Fulvia fulva
Lineage: Eukaryota; Fungi; Ascomycota; Dothideomycetes; Mycosphaerellales; Mycosphaerellaceae
Exons: 7
Coding region: 1-612 (203 amino acids)
Source: RefSeq, a predicted model, not a curated record